GAAGGAAUAUAAGAAGAUUGGUUGAAGGAAGGGCAACAGAAGAGAAGGGGAGAGUCCAUAGGCAUAAAAGAGAGAGAAAGUAAGGCACGUUGACGUGUGUUUAAAAAACACAGAUUCAUUCACUCGCAGUCAGUGACUCACUCUCUCAAUAACUAACAACCAUGGACACCGAGGAUCUAACCGACGACCUCCACAGCCUCAGCUUCGCCUCCACCGCCGACAUCAAGCGCAGCACAAGCUUCAGCUCCUCGGCCACCACCGUCACCCCCUCCACCUCCUCCCACUUCCUCCCCUCCGCCAACCCCCACGCGCCCUCCUCCGACCCCUGCAGAGCCUUCGCCAACCGGAUCCGCCCCCUCUCCCUCUCCCACCUCCGCUUCACGCGCCGCCUCGGCUCCGGCGACAUGAGCGCCGUCUACCUCGCCCUCCCCAGGGACGAGGAAGCGCCCUCCGCCGCCCUCUUCGCCGCCAAGGUCAUGGAGAAGGAGGACCUCGCCCGAAGGAACAAGGAAGGCAGAGCCACCACCGAGAGGGAAAUUCUCCAAAUGCUCGACCACCCCUUCUUGCCCACGCUCUACGCUUCAAUCAACGCGCCCAAGUGCCUCUGCUUCCUCACGCCCUUUUGCCCCGGCGGUGACCUUCACGUCCUCCGCCAGCGCUUCCCCAACAAACGCUUCCUCGAGCCCGCCGUCAGAUUCUACGCAUCAGAAGUGUUGUUAGCACUGGAAUACCUGCACAUGUUGGGGAUAAUCUACCGCGACCUGAAGCCGGAAAACGUGUUAAUCAGAUCCGACGGGCACAUCAUGCUGACGGACUUCGACCUGUCUUUAAAAUGCGACGAUUCGACAUCAAGGGCCCAGAUCAUCUCGGAGGAAGCCCCGUCACCGAGCGUGGCACGUGGGAACGAGUGGCACGUGGAGGCAAACCGCGGGAGUUCGUCGUCGUGCAUAAUCCCAAGCUGCAUAGUCCCGACGGCGUCGUGCUUCCAGCCAAAACGCAAGCGCAAGAAGAAGCAAAGGCUGCGUAGUGGGCCUGCCUUCGUGGCGGAGCCGAUGAACGUGCGGUCGAUGUCGUUCGUGGGGACCCACGAGUACCUGGCGCCGGAGAUCGUGUCCGGGGAGGGCCACGGCAGCGGCGUGGACUGGUGGACGCUGGGGAUAUUCAUGUUCGAACUGUUCUACGGCGUGACACCCUUCAAGGGCAUGGACCACGAGCUGACCCUGGCCAACGUGGUGGCUCGAGCCCUGGAGUUUCCGAAGGAACCCGCCGCUUCGGCCUCCAUGAAGGACCUCAUAUCGCAGUUGCUCGUUAAGGACCCCUCCAAGAGACUCGGCUCCCUCAUGGGGGCUUCUGCCAUCAAACAACACUCCUUUUUUAAUGGCGUCAAUUGGGCGUUGCUCAGGUGUGCAACUCCACCCUUUGUUCCACCCCCUCUUUCCAAAGAUCUCUAUCAUCAUGACCAUCAAACUUGUCAAGACAUUUUCAUCGAUUAUUAUUGAUUAAUGGGACUUUUUUAUUCACACACUCAACCCACAUAUCACAUAUAUAUAAUCCUACUAUCAUCAA
Cajanus cajan (pigeon pea) is the source of this 1566-nucleotide messenger RNA. Its product is annotated as serine/threonine-protein kinase D6PK. The record is from RefSeq and is a predicted model, not a curated record. NCBI's taxonomy places the organism in Eukaryota, Viridiplantae, Streptophyta, Magnoliopsida, Fabales, Fabaceae. Gene Ontology annotation, molecular function: ATP binding; protein kinase activity. Gene Ontology annotation, biological process: protein phosphorylation.